AUGUUACCGUAUAUCGAUUCGACUUUCCAAUAUGCCUCGACGAUUUUAGGGGCUACACCGGACGAAAUCAAGCUCAUCACGACCUUCUUUCUUUCGUUUCCACUCGCCGGCCUCUUAAGAUGCAUCCCUCACAACAAACCCCACUGGAAGAACCUAUUUAAUAUUAGUGUUUCUUUAUUCUAUCUCGUAGGCCUUUUUGAAUUAUGGACUGGUCUAAGGACUCUUUUUAUAAGUUCAGCAUUCGCAUAUGUUGCGGCCAAACACCUAAAGAGAUCAUCAAUGCCAUGGAUUGUUCUUGCAUUUGUCAUGGGACACAUGUCCAUUAACCAUAUUACUCGUCAACUCAUCAAUGAUCCAGGGCUCGUAGACAUUACUGGUGCCCAAAUGAUCCUCGUCAUCAAGCUUUCGUCUUUUGCUUGGAACGUGGCCGAUGGACGAAUUGCCGACAAAAAUCUUUCCAGUGCGCAAAGAGAAAAGGCUAUUCGUCAGCUUCCUGGGAUUUUGGAUUUCACAGGAUAUGUCUUAUUCUUCCCCUCCUUGCAUGCGGGUCCUGCUUUUGACUACAUGGACUAUAAGCGCUGGCUCGAAAAUACUGUAAUCAAUGCACCCAACGACAAAGAUUACGCGGCGAAAACCGGCCAGAAAAAGAAUAAACACCCCCAGAGUUUGGUGCCCGCCCUGCGAAAAGGUGCCAGCGGCAUUAUCUGGAUCCUAAUGUUCAUGAAAUUGUCAGCUGUCUACUACCCAGACUUCUACCUCGGCGACGAAUACCUGGCUCUGGGCUUUCUACGACGGGUUUGGAAUCUUCACAUGCUCAUUUUUACCAGCCGCCUCAAAUAUUAUGGAGUUUGGGCCCUAUCAGAAGGUGCCUGUAUUCUUGCUGGGUAUGGUUACGAUGGUAUCGAUCCCAUUACCGGAAAGGCUUCCUGGAAUCGUUUACGACAUGUGGACCCUAUAGGCGUAGAGACAGCUCAAAAUACCCGCGCAUACUUGGGGAGUUGGAAUAUCAAUACUAGUAAUUGGCUACGGAACUACAUUUAUCUCCGGGUCACUCCCCCGGGCAAGAAGCCUGGAUUUUGGGCCAGUAUGGCUACUUUUGCCACUAGCGCUCUCUGGCACGGCUUUUAUCCUGGGUACUACUUCACUUUCAUCCUUGCUAGUUUUGUCCAAACUGCAGCAAAAAAGUGCCGCCGUUACUUCCGUCCCUUCUUUCUUGAUCCACAGACUUCUAAUCCAACUGUCUUGAAACCCUAUUACGACAUCUUAUCUUUCCUCGUAACCCAGGCAACUUUUUCUUUCGUCACUGCGCCAUUUGUCUUUCUAACACUCGAUUCAUCAUUGAAGAUAUGGUCGGGCCUAUACUUCUACGGUGUAAUUGGUACCGCCUUAUCCAUAUUAUUCUUCGAAUCACCAGCUACAGAGUACCUAGAGCGAAAGCUUGCUAUUCGGGCUGGAACGAAAAAGCCCAUCAUAUCACGAACAAAAUCCUCUGAAAGUGCUUCAGAACCGGUAAUAGGCAUACCCGCGAUCCAGGAGGAGAAGAUCAAAGAUUUGUUGCAGGACAUCAAGAUGGACGUGACAAAAAAUUGA
Messenger RNA from Blumeria graminis f. sp. triticale, 1590 nucleotides. Lineage: Eukaryota; Fungi; Ascomycota; Leotiomycetes; Helotiales; Erysiphaceae. The record is from the annotation of a GenBank genome assembly.